This is a messenger RNA of Pezoporus occidentalis (night parrot), 1355 nucleotides long. RefSeq names its product ATP synthase mitochondrial F1 complex assembly factor 2 (gene ATPAF2). Bases 5 to 862 code for a protein of 285 amino acids. Lineage: Eukaryota; Metazoa; Chordata; Aves; Psittaciformes; Psittacidae. The record is from RefSeq and is a predicted model, not a curated record. Gene Ontology annotation, biological process: mitochondrial proton-transporting ATP synthase complex assembly. Gene Ontology annotation, cellular component: mitochondrion. The transcript has 8 exons.
CGCCAUGUGGCUCCGCUGCCGCCGGCUGCUCCGCGCCCGCUGCCCGCUGCCCCGCCCGCCUCCUGCCGCCCCCGGCACCGCCACGCUGUGGCCGGGCUGGGGCCGGGCCUAUGCCCCGCCGGGAGAAAGGAAGCGGUUUUACCAGAACGUGAGCAUCUCUCAAGGAGAAGGAGGCUUUGAAAUCAACCUGGACCACCGAAAGCUGAAGACACCCCAGGCCAAGCUCUUCACUGUGCCCAGUGAGGCCUUGGCCAUUGCAGUGGCAACAGAGUGGGACUCCCAGAAAGACACCAUCAAGUUCUACACCAUGCAUCUGACCACCCUGUGUAACACAGCGCUGGACAACCCCACACAGAGGAGCAAAAUGCAGCUGAUCCGAGCAGCCGUGAAGUUCCUGGAGACUGACACUGUCUGCUAUCGUGUGGAGGAGCCACCUGCCUUGGCAGAGCUUCAGAAGAAUGAAUGGGAUCCCAUUGUUGCCUGGGCUGAGGAAAGGUACAACGUGGCAAUUGGCUCCUCCACCAGCAUCCUGGGGCCAAACAUCCCAGCCAGCACCAAGGAUACCUUCGUCAGCCAUCUGGCAUCCUACAACAUGUGGGCCCUGCAAGGCAUAGAAUAUAUCAUCACCCAGCUGAAAUCUCUGAUCCUGUCCAUGGGUGUGAUUGACAGGCACAUUACAGUAGAGAAAGCCGUGCUUCUCUCUCGCCUGGAGGAAGAAUACCAGAUCCAGCGGUGGGGCAAUGUGGAGUGGGCCCACGACUAUGACCUGUGUGAGCUGCGUGCCCGUGCUGCAGCUGGGACUCUCUUUGUCCACCUCUGUUUGGAGAGCUCGACUGUGAAACACAAGCUGCUGCAGGACUGAGGCUGCUGGGCUGAAACAGCAGGAAAAUGCCUGGCUCUGAAUCUCUGGCAUGACCCAAGGGAUGGGAAUCGUCCUCCUGCCGUCACAUCUUUCCUGGGAUCAGCCUCAUGCUGAGGAGCUGUGACUUGGUGGGCAGCUCCUCUCUUGGGCUGCCUGUCGUAGUGCAGCACCAGCAGUUUUGAGCCCACAAGGAGGGAAGGUCGAGGUGAGCAUCCCCUGCAUCCCCAGGCCAGCAGCUCUGUCCAAUGCUGGUGUCAGUAACGCAUCAGAGGAGCUCCCACGAAGGAAACAGCUUCCUGGGCAGGGCACGGCACAGACAUACCCAACAUAUGCCACACGUCUUCAUAGCUGCCAACUCCUGACACACACUUGUUAUGGGAAUCUGAAAACAGGCUCCAUUGCAUCUGUUCUUCAUCCCUCAGCGUGCCUGCAUGUAACACCAGGGUCUCUCUCUUUGAUUAAAGGCACCUCCCUGCUAGAUCCUGAAAGCCAA